AUGAAGGACAAGGUGCGCAACAAGCUCUCGAAGCGGCAGCACGAGGACGAGGCGAGCUGGUCGACGCGGUCGUGGCUGUCGCUGCAGGCCCAGCGCAUGUCAGGGCUGAGCGAUGAUCUAGGCGCGGAGGACCCGAGCGAUCCGCUGCGCCGCAACGCGACGCGGUGCGGUGUCGACUGGUACGACGCGCCCGCAUGCCAGAGCACGGGGCUCUGGAUGGCCCAGCCGACCCAGCCAGCGGUCAAAUUCUUCGAGCAUUUCCUCGUCAAGCUACAGCGCUCCUGCGAGUGGGAGCAGAGCCUCUUCAAUCGUGCCCUUGGUGAUAUGGUCCCCUCGACAGCACCAGCCAUGCGAUGGAUCGACGCCCUCAACUAUGCGGUGUGGAGCAAGGCGGAGUACGCCAACUAUGGCGUCGCCACGGCACGUCGCGCCCUGCAGCUGCCAGCGGGACGCGUCGCUGUUCACUUCGGCUACGUCCCUCCCAGCAACAAGAGCGAGAUCAUGGCGGCCGGAAUCUGCAGCCUCGCCAACCAGCCCGCGGGUGCUGCGUACCCCGGCGAGGCUUGGACCGACGCUGAGGCGAGGGACGCCGGAUGUGCCGUCGUGUCGCAGUCGUAUCUCUACGUUGAGGGCGGUGGCGCCGUCCGACUGCCCGACCUCACCGCCGUGUCGCGCGGCGUCAUCGUGCGUUUCAACUCGGAGAUCUCCUCGCUGACCUUGGACCGGCUUGCCACUGUAUCGGGGCCGCUCUCCGUGCGAGAGAAUCCGCAGCUGGAAGUGAUUAAGAUGGGCAGCCUCGGGACCGUUCGGGGCGGCAUCACGGUAACUGGCAACGUCCAGCUAGCUUCCCUCAGGUUGCCUCACCUCGCCUCCGUCGGGGGCUAUAUCGACGUAAGCGAGAACGGGCAAAGCGGGGCGUGGCUCUGCGAGCUAGGGGAGUACGCUGGCAGUUGCUCCCAGCAAUCGUGA
This is a messenger RNA of Emiliania huxleyi CCMP1516, 969 nucleotides long. RefSeq lists its product as hypothetical. The transcript is spliced from 3 exons. The record is from RefSeq and is a predicted model, not a curated record. Lineage: Eukaryota; Haptophyta; Isochrysidales; Noelaerhabdaceae. Bases 1 to 969 code for a protein of 322 amino acids.